GGGCAGACAUGGAUUUGCAGCCUUGUUCUCUCGUUUCUCCAUCUCCAUCGGUAAGUUUUCUCUUCUUUUCUCUCCUUCUCAACCUCUUCCUCCUCUCUUCUUCUUUCUUGGUUAAUGAGGCAAUAAAAUCUUAUUUGGCUAGAUCGAUCUAAUUGAAAUUUGAACCCAAUCCAGAUCCACACUAAUUGAUGAACUACCAUGUUUUCUCAUCAAUUUAUUUCUCCAACCAUGGCAUUCAAACUGUCGUAUGGCAUUUUAGAAAACUCUUUACAGAUCUGAGAAUGGAGAUGGUAGAUCCACAAGAAACAAGGGUGGCGGCGGCAGAUGAGGCGGCAGCGCUAGUGAAUGAGUCAACGGUGGCGACAAUGAUGGUCAAGGCGGCGGCGGAGAUGGCGUCGGCGGCGGAGAUGACGGCGGCAGAGACUGCGGCGGCGGCGGAGAUUGCGGAGGUCUGAACUAGCAACGGUGGCAGAUGCAUGUGGUGGGUGGAGUGUUGUACGUUCAAGAGAAGACCUUGUCUGCAACUUUUGUUUUAUAAUUUUAUUUAUACGGAGUAUUUGAGUAAAGAAAUGGGAGCUUUCAUUAAGGAGGGUAGAUUGGUCAAGCCAUUUAUUUUUACUCCUAUGUAAUCACAUGGAACAAUAGAGUCCUAGUUUUGCACUUUUGUUAUAUGUUACUUAGAAUUCUCUCUUCAUUUUCCUUUCUUCCUACCUCACUGCCCAUGGCGCCGACACCAUCCAUGCAAACCAGUCCCUCUCCGGAGACCAGACCAUUGUUUCUUCACACUUCGAGCUUGGAUUCUUCAAACCACUUCCAAAUACUACAUACGUUGGCAUAUGGUACAGGAACAUCGACCCUCAAACUGUACUCUGGGUUGCGAACAGAGAGACAGCCAUUUCCGAUAAGACCUCGGCAGAGCUGAGAAUGGUCGACGACAAUUUGGUGCUCCUCAAUGAGCUAAAAAUCCCAGUCUGGAACACCAGUUUAAGCUCCGUUGUCGCCUCCAGUUCCGUUUCCGCGGUUCUUCUCGACAGCGGUAAUCUGAUUUUGACCGGCGGGUCAGAUUCGGGUCCGACCCCCCUUUGGCAGAGCUUUGAUCACCAAACGCAUGCGUGGCUGCCUGGAGGUAAAAUUGCGUAUGACAAACGGACGAAGCAGAAACAUCUACUGACUUCCUGGAGAAAUUCCGAGGAUCCGUCACCCGGUUUGUAUUCUCUCGAAAUGGAUCCGAUUCAAAAACAGUAUCUCAUAAGGUGGAACAGGAGUGAGCAGUACUGGACGAGCGGACCCUGGAAUAACCAUAUUUUCAGUUUGGUCCCAGAAAUGAGAUUGAAUUACCUUUACAACUGUAGAUACAUUGAUAAUGCUAAUGAGAGCUAUUUUACUUAUUCACACUUUAGUCCUUCUAUAUUGUCAAGAUUUGUCGUGGAUAUCUCUGGUAAAAUCAAGCAACUCACAUGGCUGGAGACAUAUAAAGAAUGGAACCUGUUUUGGUCACAACCUAAACAACAGUGUGAGGUUCCUGCUUAUUGUGGCCCGUUUUCCACCUGUCAAAACUCCUUGCCCUUUUGUUACUGUUUAGAUGGUUUUGAGAAAACAUCAGACAGAGAUUGGAGCACUAAUGAUUAUUCCGGGGGUUGUACGAGGAAGACAAGCUUGCAGUGUGGAGAAAAAGACAAGUUUAAGCCAUUAGCUCAGAUGAAGUCACUAGACAAUCCACAAUCUGUAAGCGUUGGAAAUGGUUCCUUUUGUGAAUCUCUUAGUUUGCGAAACUGCUCAUGCACUGCUUAUGCUUAUGAAUAAUUAUGAUGUAAGCAAUGGGUGCUCCUUUUGGAUUGGGCAACUCCAAAAUCUUGAGAAGGUCACAUGCACAAGAUAGCGGUGCCGGGAAAACCGUCUAUAUUAGACUUUCUGCUUCUGAAUUUCCAAGUCGAAAAAGUGAAAAGGCGGCCCUCUGGAUUGUUGCAAUUGCAGGAUCUGUUCUUGUUGUCAUCUUGGUUCUGUUUACGGUAGUUUUCUUCAUUUUCUGGAAACGGCGGAGGCAUCUCAUUGGGACUUCGAAGGCGAUGGAGGGUUCACUUGUUGCAUUCUCUUGCAGAGAUUUGCAAUACCCAACCAAAGACUUCUCCGAAAAAUUGGGGAGUGGAGGUUUCGGUUCUGUUUUCAAGGGGGCGUUGCCAAUUAUCCGUCUUCUGUAAUUGUAGUGAAGAAACUGGAAGUAUAAGCCAAGGGGAGAAGCAGUUCAGGGCUGAAGUGAGCACGAUCAGGGCAAUCCAGCAUCUAAACCUCGUUCGUCUCCGCGGGUUUUGCUCAGAGGGGAAUAAGAAGCUGCUGGUUUAUGAUUACAUGCCCAACGGGUCCUUGAAUUCAUGUCUUUUUGGUGUAGAACCCAAAUUUCUCGACUGGAAAUCUAGGUACCAGAUCACAGUGGGGAUAGCAAGAGGAUUGAGUUAUCUGCAUGAGAAGUGCAGGGAUUGUAUCAUACACUGUGACAUCAAGCCCGAAAACAUUCUUCUUGAUUCCAAAAUGUGUCCUAAAGUUGCAGAUUUCGGUCUGGCAAAGCUUGUCGGGCGCGACUUCAGUAGAGUGCUGACCACAAUGGAUAACUGGUGUGGCCAUAACUCCUAAAGCAGAUGUUUACAGUUAUGGAAUGGUGCUCUUUGAACUCUUAUCCGGAACACGCAACUCUGACCAUUCCAGAGAUGGAAAAGUGAAAUUCUUCCCUUGAAGGGGUUUUGGAUGUGAAGAUGCCGCCGGUCCCUCGUCUUCUUCAGGUUUUUGCUGAUGGUGAUAGUGUCCAAGAACCCAUUUUUUACUUCACCCAAUCAUCGUCUUCUGGCCAAAGCCAAAGCAGUUCACAAACAUACAGCAAGGCUUCUACAAAUGCUUCUUUUUCUUGACCCAAAAGUGGAACUUCUUGAACUUGAUACAACUAGCUCUCUCAUAUGAUUGUUUGUUCUUGCUCUCAUUUUAGCCAUGUACGAAAAAAUUCUUCCUCUUUCC
Molecule: messenger RNA, 3003 nt
Organism: Cuscuta epithymum
Lineage: Eukaryota; Viridiplantae; Streptophyta; Magnoliopsida; Solanales; Convolvulaceae
Source: the annotation of a GenBank genome assembly